Messenger RNA from Strongylocentrotus purpuratus (purple sea urchin), 3566 nucleotides. It is a transcript of the gene pyroxd2, whose product is annotated as pyridine nucleotide-disulfide oxidoreductase domain-containing protein 2. Gene Ontology annotation, molecular function: oxidoreductase activity. The record is from RefSeq and is a predicted model, not a curated record. The coding region runs from base 122 to 1891 and encodes 589 amino acids. The transcript is spliced from 14 exons. Lineage: Eukaryota; Metazoa; Echinodermata; Echinoidea; Camarodonta; Strongylocentrotidae.
AUAUGCUGUAACAACACAGAUCUACAGCCAGGUCCUAGCUUUAUGAGCUGAGCUGAAGUUUCAGGCCAUCCAGUGCUCUUGUCUUGUCUAUCCGAUAAUUGUCUAAUAAAGAGAUUUAACCAUGUUAAGCCGCCCUGUUAGGCAUCAGAUCCAGAGAGGUCAAAAGGUCAAACAAUGUAUGGGUCACCUCUUUAGACACCUGAGUUCCUCAUCUGCAAGAAGGCAGAACGACAGCAGUGCAUUAAACAAGGAAUAUGAUGCCAUCAUCGUUGGGGCAGGACAUAAUGGCCUUGUUGCUUCUGCCUAUCUACAGAAGGCUGGGUUGAACACUCUAGUACUAGAAAGGAGGCAUCUUAUUGGUGGUGCCGCAGUCACAGAAGAAAUUGUUCCAGGUUACAAGUUUUCAAGAUGCUCUUAUGUGCUCAGUUUGUUGAGACCUAUCAUUGUCAAAGACCUGGAAUUAAAGAAGCACGGUCUGAAGGUGCAUUUGAGGAGUGAUCAUGCAUUCACCCCUCUCUUAGAAGAACCUGGUCCUAACGGAAGACCUAGAUCUCUUCUCAUGAGCAAAGACGAGGAGUUCACCAAGCAGCAGAUUGCACAGUUCUCCAAGAAAGAUGCAGAGGCCUACCAUGAAUUUGACGAGUAUCUGAUGAGAAUAGCUGGAGCCAUAGGUCCCCUACUGGACAACCCUCCUCUAGAUCUGAAACCAGGCAGCCGUUCAUCUUUGAAACAGAAGAUGCAGAUGGUGGAUAUCGUCAAGUCCAUGGCCAAGUCAGGGAAAGCACUUGGUCAAGAUAUUCCUGAGUUCUACAAACUGCUCACGGCUCCAAUGAAUAAGAUCCUCGAUAGCUGGUUUGAAUCUGAACCAUUGAAGGCUACACUAGCUACUGACUCUGUGAUUGGUGCAUUCUUGACCCCUGACACUCCAGGAAGUGGGUAUGUGUUAUUACACCACGUUAUGGGAGAGAUUGAAGGAGUAAAAGGAGCUUGGGGGUAUGCCGAAGGGGGCAUGGGGGCAGUGUCCGGAUGUAUUGCCAGUUCAGCUAGAUCACAUGGGGCUACCAUCUUAACUGAAAAGCCUGUUAGUUCAGUGCUAGUCUCCGGUGACAACCAAGCCUGCGGGGUGGUCUUAGAAGACGGGACGGAGAUCAAGAGCAAGAUGGUCCUAUCUAACGCCACGCCAAAAAUUACGUUUCUGGACUUGAUACCUUCUGGCAUCCUACCCGAGGAGUUUGUUCAAGAGGUGUCAUCCUUUGACUUCAAGUCGCCUGUUACUAAGAUUAAUGUUGCAGUGAACAGACUUCCUAAUUUUACUGCCAUGCCAAACAAGAGCGACAACACACCAGGCCCGAACCACUUUGGAACUAUCCAUCUGAACUGUGAAAGGACCGAUCUCUUGAACAAGGCUUACGACAGUGCAAUGCUUGGGGAAAUCCCUGAAUUACCCAUGAUAGAGAUGUGCAUCCCGUCUUCCCUGGACCCCACGCUAGCACCUGAGGGAUGUCAUGUGAUCUCUCUCUUCACCCAGUACACCCCCUACGAGCUCAGUGGUGGAAGGCAGUGGGACGAAGAAACCAAAGACAUGUACUGCGACAGAGUAUUUGAUUGCAUAGAAGCAUAUGCACCUGGUUUCAAGGACAGUGUUGUAGGAAGGGACAUCCUGACCCCUCCCGACCUGGAGAGAAUCUUUGGGCUGACAGGAGGGAAUAUCUUCCACGGUGCCAUGUCUCUGGACCAGCUGUACUUCAGUCGACCGUUCCCGUCCUGCGGUAGCUACCGGACCCCCAUCAAGGGCCUCUACCUCUGCGGGAGUGGCUCCCAUCCAGGGGGAGGGGUAAUGGGCGCGCCCGGGAGGAACGCUGCAAUGGUAGUCAAGGCAGACAUGCUAUAAUGUCUCCAUGGAAACCACUCCUUUAUAUUACCGGAGGCCCUCGGGUGCAAAGGUUUGCAAUCAGUUGCAAAUUAGAAACAACAAUUUUGUUUGGUUAAUGGUCAGCACCUAUUCACUACAUUCCAUCAUUUUUGUAUAUUUUUGUAAACUCGUCGACGUGUUACAAUUGGUUUUAGAUUUUCUUUGAAAUUUUAGUUUAUGAAAUAGUUUUUAAACCUGGUAAAUGUAAAUUAACACAACAUUCCAUCUUUUUUGUAUAUUUUUCUGAUUGGUUUUAGCUUUUUUUAAAAAUUUUAGUCAAUGAAAUUGUUGUUAAGCCUGGUAAAUGUAAAUUGAAUGUACAUGAGCAAACACUGCUUGUAUAUAUUUAGUCAAAAAUGAUACAAGAUUACAUAUUUUUAUAUAUAUUUUUGUAAACAAGAGUGAUAUUUGAUAUUAAACUUUUACAUGACAAUGUUUUUUAACCAGCGUAAAUAUAAAUUUAUAUGAUAGGUGAGACAACGAGUGAUCUUAUUCCAGUAGGAUUUGACAUUCCAUGUUUUUCUGUAUUUGAAUUUCUACAAAUGUAAGAAUGUCUUCUACUUUUGAAUUUUUGAUAAUCAUGUUCUUCAUCCAUUAUGAGGAGUGAUGUAUCAACGUAAUAACUGGAAUGCAGUAUUCUGUAUACCAGUAAUCCCUGCCUAAGUAUCCAAGCGAUAUGUUAAACGUGUGCUGCAUUGAGGUAUUAUCACUUUUCUGAAAUGAAAAAUAUAGAUUUGUGCAAGGAUGAUGACCAAAAUUUUGUUGACUGUGUGUGCUUCAAUAUACAAGGUCUUCUCAUAAUAAGGGUUAUCAAUUUUACAAGUGCUACAAGUCUGUGUAUACAUUAUAAUCACAUGCGAAUUCCCACAUGUACAAUUGUGUGCUCUGAGGCCUUUUACCUUUCCCAUUAUCACUUUGCUAAUUACCAAUUAAUGUGUGUGACAAGGCCACAUUGCUAAUUUACCCAAUGUAUGGGUAUGACGUUGUAAUCAAUGAAUUAGCAACUCUGCGACAUAUCUUUCAUAGUUCCUCUUCCAUUCGUUCUGUACUGCAAAUUUCAUUAUUUUUUUUAUUUUUUUUUAGAGUAAUGGGGGAAAGUUUAUACAAGGGUUGUCUCAAGAAUAUAUGCACAGUGAUUGUAUCUAAGGUUAAAGUUUAUAGAAAUUUUUUAUUUUUUUAGUAGAGCAAAUGGGAGAGGACCUUGAAUGAUACAUCACAGAGUUGCCAACUUUUGUUUUAUUUAUUGCAACCUCAAAUUUUUUUCUUUGAUAUCAUGUCAUCGCAAUUUUGUCAUGACUUUUGAUCAUUUUAAAAAAAUUAUUGGGUAGAGCUAGGAUGAUGAUUUGUGCUCUAUUAGUGUAACACUGUCCGACUCUGUACAUGUAUUAGGUUAAAUAGGUUUUGACUUGCUGCACUUUUUAACUACGGGUAUAUAAAUCAUGUUCAUUUGUUAACUCAACUUGACAAUCGUAAGAGAAGCAGAUCAGUUUAAGUUUGAGCAAGAUUAGAUUAUUACUUUUAAUAGUUUGACUUUCCUACAUUUUGAACUCAAAAACAAGUCAGUACGCGACUCGUAUAUCAUUCAAUUUUGUCAAUUAAGUUUACCUACCCAAAUGCUUUCAUACACCGAAUCAAAAUAGAUUCUGGAAAUACA